Molecule: messenger RNA, 959 nt
Organism: Bolinopsis microptera
Lineage: Eukaryota; Metazoa; Ctenophora; Tentaculata; Lobata; Bolinopsidae
Exons: 5
Coding region: 99-569 (156 amino acids)
Molecular function (GO): calcium ion binding
Source: RefSeq, a predicted model, not a curated record
AACCGUCCACAAAACAUUUCAUUAAGUUCAACAUCCGUCUUAGCAGUGCAGAUUUUAUUUUUUUGUUUAGUGCCCUGUAACUUUGCUCCUCCACCAAGAUGCUGACCGAUACCCUCAAAGCCCAACUUGGUUUGAACGAGGACCAAGUCCGUGAAUUCAAGGUUGCCUUCGACAUUUUUGAUGAGGAUACCUCUGGAACUGUUUCCACUGGAGAGUUGGCCAGCGUAAUGAAGACUUUGGGACAGGACAUUGACGAGAAAGAAGUCGGUGUAAUGAUCUCUGAGGUCGACAGUGAUGGUUCGGGAGAAAUCGAUUUCGCCGAGUUCUGCACACUUAUGGCCCGUCAGAUGGAGAAGUCCGACCCCGAGAUGGUCUACAAAAAGGCUUUCGCUAUCUUUGACAAGAAACACGACGGUUUCAUCGAUCCCUCGGAACUGAAACAUAUCAUGACGAACAUUGGUGAAGACAUGGGCGACAGCGAAAUUGCUGAAAUGAUGAAGGAAGCUGAUGUUGACAAUGACGGAAAACUGAGUUACGACGAAUUCCUGGAGGUUAUGUUGGCCAAAUAAACAGAGAGACGACCACACAAGGGAAGAAAAAGAAGAGCUUCAUACCGCACCCGGGGCACUGCCGAUCACACCAUCUAACGCGUGAUACCUCACGCAAAUACCACGUGACGUCACUCGUGUCGUCACAGCGGUUAAGUUUACCAUCCUCGUGUGAAAGAUAUGAUAAUUUUGGACGAUUUUUUAUUAUACGGACACAGGCAGUUUUGGUUAUACAUUUUGUAAUAGGAUCCAAUGUAUGUUAUGAUUAUGAAUAAUUGGUUUUAAUGCGAGAUUUUAUGUAAAUAGAGGGAGGUGUACAAAGUUAUUAGAGUCUAUCAUUAUGUCUACCAUUAUGUCUACCAUUAUGUCUACCAUUAUGUCUACCAUUAUUCAAUAAUUUAUUGUCUGGAA